This is a messenger RNA of Prorocentrum cordatum, 471 nucleotides long. The record is from the annotation of a GenBank genome assembly. Lineage: Eukaryota; Dinophyceae; Prorocentrales; Prorocentraceae.
AUGAGCCAUGGUGCGAGAUUAUGUCGGUGUGUCAUGGUCGGUCAAACAUGCGAUGGCGACAUGGACGACGGCAAUUGGGCGACAACUGUUUACAAUAUCGGCGACCUGGCAACGUCUACCACUACGACAGAGGACCCGAGACAAUCUGCCAUUGGCGAUCCACUUUGCAAAGUAUGUAAUUACGGCCAGCGGUUCGAUUUGAUGAGGCAGGGCGACUUCGUUCUAAUCAGCAUUCCGCGUGGAGAGCCUUUCGAGAACGCGUUGCUUGUUGUAGAGGCUGUUGCGCGUUCAUUGGGUGGACGACGUGCCGACAUGUACUUCGUAAAGUUGAACAUCACAGGUGCUUGGGCGGACAAUGCUCAGGCUGGCGGCCUCAGCUUCAGCGCGAACAGUGCACCCGAGGAUAAGCCGAAGUGGGCGAAGUUCGGGCCGGUGGAGCUCAAAGUCGCCCACGGACGCACCGACAAAUGA